Messenger RNA from Babesia microti strain RI, 441 nucleotides. RefSeq lists its product as hypothetical. Bases 1 to 441 code for a protein of 146 amino acids. The record is from RefSeq and is a predicted model, not a curated record. The transcript has 2 exons. Lineage: Eukaryota; Apicomplexa; Aconoidasida; Piroplasmida; Babesiidae.
AUGUGUAAUAAUAUAGAACCCGGUGAUUUACUUAUUAAUAGAAAACGACUACUACAAUUAGCCAAUGAAAUAAUAUCUUCUAGAAAACAAAAAUGUGACAUAUCAGACCUAAAAACUCUAGUAAAUGACUCAAUUAGUGAGUUGGAAUUUUGUUUCGAUAGGGCUUUACUUGAGCGAGUAUUGAAUCAGGCUAGAAUUGUUCUAAGGCAGGGCCCGAAUGAUUCUGUUGCCUUAUUGGUGGAGAAAUUCAUCCAAUCAUUCAUGAAUAAAACAACCGAAAACAAUGAGAAACUUUUCAUGAAAGAGAUAAAACACCUGCUAGAUUUCAAAUGGCCUAUAUGUGAUUCAAACAUGGAAACCUGUAGCUUUCCAAAACAAUUAGACGAUUUGGCGCUACAAUUAAUUAACAACAAUAACAAAUUAGCAGAAUAUGGUAAAUGA